This is a messenger RNA of Penicillium concentricum, 195 nucleotides long. RefSeq lists its product as uncharacterized. The coding region runs from base 1 to 195 and encodes 64 amino acids. The transcript has a single exon. The record is from RefSeq and is a predicted model, not a curated record. NCBI's taxonomy places the organism in Eukaryota, Fungi, Ascomycota, Eurotiomycetes, Eurotiales, Aspergillaceae.
AUGAUCAUCGCCAUGAGUGCAGCCUUGAUCAACAUGUACACCGACGAAUCUUGCAACCAGUUUCACACUAUUCCCCAAAUUCUCCAGAUAUUGGAACAGCGUAUGCGAGGACUCCUCUAUGAGACAGUUGGGUUGCGAGCCCAGGAGGAUGUCGAUAUUUGGUCAGCUCAGUGGGUCUUCAAUAGCAUCUGCUAA